Molecule: messenger RNA, 7522 nt
Organism: Vidua chalybeata
Lineage: Eukaryota; Metazoa; Chordata; Aves; Passeriformes; Viduidae
Gene: EGR3
Product: early growth response 3
Biological process (GO): regulation of transcription by RNA polymerase II
Molecular function (GO): DNA-binding transcription factor activity, RNA polymerase II-specific; RNA polymerase II cis-regulatory region sequence-specific DNA binding
Source: RefSeq, a predicted model, not a curated record
UAGCCCGGAUUUCACUCCCAUGGCAAAGCCGGCCCUGCAGGAAUUGGGUAAGUGGAGCUAUUGCAACACAGCAUUUUUCCAUACAUUUGCUAUAUAACUCGGAGGGUUUUAAAGAUAGCAUCAGUUGGCACACUUAGCACGAAACCACCUAAUUACUGACGCCUUGGAAGUGCCAAACUUUUAAAGGGGGGAGGUGAGGUUAAAAUCACAGGCGACCAACAAGUGUUACCUGUUUUUAAAGUAUUCCAAGCGCUGUUCUCCAGGGGGGCCAGGACAUGGGGAGGGGGCAGCUCGGGGCAGAGCCAUCCCCUCUGUCACCACUGCCACCACACCGAGGGGCUGGAGGCUUCUGCAGCCCCCCCGCUCUGACCCUCUCCUUCCCACCAAACUCCACUGCCUGGCGCUGUGGCUUUCCCUGCACAGCUCCCAUCCCGUUCCUGUGCCAGCCCGGGCUGCGGGAUGGGGUUUGUGGCCGGUCCUGGUCUCCACUGGAGGAAAAAAAAACCUCCCGGUAAGAGCCUGGCUCUGAGCAGCCCCGGAGGCGGCCGCAGGGUCAGGCACGGCGGGGGCGGACUGUCCCCGCGCCCCCGCUGCUUCCCGGGGGGAAUGAUCCGGGCUGGAAGGGCUGGAGCCGCCGCCGCCUGCCCUGCGCAGGGGGACGGCACCGCUCGGCGCGGGGGAUGCAGUGCAGCGGGAGAGACCCCCGGUCCGAUGCACUGUGCCCGGUGUCCGGUGCGAGAUGCCCGGUGCCCCGUGGAGGGUGCCCCGUGCCGGAGCGCCCGAUGCACGCCCGGUACCCUGUACUCGGUGACAAGUGCAGGAUGCCCGGUGCCCUGCGCAGGGUUUCUGGUGCCCACUGCCCGGUGCAGGGAGCCUGGUACCCGGUACAGGAUGCCCGGUGCUUGGUGCAGGAAGCCCGGUACCCCUUAUCCGGUACGGGAUGGCCAGGUCCCGGUCCCCGUUGCCCGGUGCAGGAUGCCCGGUACCGGGUACCCCUUCCCCGAUGCAGCAUGCCUGGUGCCCGGCCCCCUUUGCCCUGCGUCCGCUGCCCUGUCCCCCUUGCCCGGUGCAGGAUGGCCCGUUCCCGGCCCCCUUAGCCCGGUAUCCGGUGCCCGGUUCCCCUUGCCCGGUGCAGGGUUCCCGGUACCCCUCGCCCGGUCCCCUGUCCCCCGUCCCCGCGCGCGCCGGCCCCGCUUCCUGCUCUCUCCAACGUUCCAUUGUGCGGAGCUUCCAUUGUGACGUCUCGGCCUCGGCUCGGCUUUGUCUGUCCAUAUAUGGGCAGCUACGUCACGGAGCGCUCCCGCAUAAAGGCCCCGCGGAGUCCCCGGCGGAGCAGUCGGGCGGCAGAGAAGGAACCGGCGAGCGGAGCGGGGCCGAGCGCGGGGGAAGCGGGGCCGGGGCCGGGAGCCGGCGAGAGAGAGAGAGAGAGAGAGAGGAGGGGUUAAAUCCUCCCCCCCACCCACCCCCCCCAGCUUCUACAACCACAUCUGCCAGCCAGAUCGCCCCCUCCCCCUCGAGGAAACACCACCAAGGGACCCACGGAGGACCGCGCCCCCCCCGCGCCCCCUCCUCCGCGGCCACCCCCAGCCCCCCCCCCGCCUCCUCCUCCUCCCCCCCGCCGCCCCCGCCCCAACUUUUCUUCUUGCAUGAUUUCCCUCGCACGGAUUUGCCACUCGGAUGUUGUUUCCUCGGGAGCCGAGCUCGGAGCCACGUUGAACCAGCCUUUUCCUCCAGUGCUAUGACAGGCAAACUACUGGAGAAGCUGCCGGGGACCAUGAACACUUUGAUGAACCAAUUGCCUGACAAUCUGUACCCAGAGGAGAUCCCCAACUCUUUGAAUAUAUUCUCCAGCACCAGCGACUCGGUGGCUCACUACAACCAGAUGGCUGCAGAUAAUGUUAUGGACAUUGGCUUAGCGAACGAAAAGGCCGGUCAGGAAUUGUCCUCCUACUCGGGCACUUUUCAACCCGCCCCGGGCAACAAGACUGUCACCUACCUGGGGAAAUUCGCUUUUGACUCGCCCUCCAACUGGUGCCAGGACAACAUCAUCAGCCUGAUGAGCGCCGGCACUGGGGUGCCGCCGUCCUCGGGCGCGCUCACCAGCACGCAGAGCUCGGCGGGCAGCAUGGGGCCGCCGCAGGGCGAGGUGGACCAGAUGUACCCCGCGCUGCCGCCCUACUCCUCCUGCAGUGACCUCUACCCAGAGCCUGUCUCCUUCCACGACCCCCAGAGCAACCCUGGCCUCACCUACUCCCCCCAGGAUUACCAGGCGGCCAAGCCCGCCUUGGACAGCAACCUCUUCCCCAUGAUCCCAGACUAUAACCUCUACCACCACCCCAACGACAUGGGCACCAUCACGGAGCACAAACCCUUCCAGAGCUUGGACCCCAUCCGCGUCAACCCGCCCCCCAUAACCCCGCUGGAGACCAUCAAGGCCUUCAAGGACAAGCAGAUCCACCCGGGUUUCGGGGGGCUGCCGCAGCCGCCCCUCACCCUCAAGCCCAUCCGACCCCGCAAGUAUCCCAACCGGCCCAGCAAGACACCGCUGCACGAGCGGCCCCACGCCUGCCCGGCCGAGGGUUGCGACCGCCGCUUCUCCCGCUCCGACGAGCUCACCCGCCACCUUCGCAUCCACACGGGCCACAAGCCCUUCCAGUGCCGCAUCUGCAUGCGGAGCUUCAGCCGCAGCGACCACCUCACCACCCACAUCCGCACCCACACCGGCGAGAAGCCCUUCGCCUGCGAGUUCUGCGGCCGCAAGUUCGCCCGCUCCGACGAGCGCAAGCGGCACGCCAAGAUCCACCUCAAGCAGAAGGAGAAGAAGGCCGAGAAGGGCUCGGGUGUGCAGCCCCCCGCCGCGCCCCCCGCCGCCGCCGCCACCACCUCGCCCCCCGUCGCCCUCGCCCCUGCCGUCACCACGUGCGCUUGAGGGAUUGUGGGGGGCGGCGCGGUGGCACCCCUUCUCCUCCCCUUGCCCUCGGCACCGCUCCGGGGGGAACCCCACGGUGUUCAGGAUACCGGGGUUGUGCUGCGACGGGUCCGCUCCGCCCGCACCCGGAUUGACCGGGUCCAGGCUGCCCGCACCUGGAUCCUGCCUGCACUUGGAUCGAUGGGACCCGCACUGCCCGCACCCGGAUUGCCCGGACUCGCGCUGCCCGCGCUGGGAUUGCCCGCAGCACCUGGAUCCCGGCUGCCUGCUCCUGCACCUUCCACAUCCCGGCUGCUUCCACCUGCACUGCCCGGGGCCGGGCCGCCCGCACUGCCCGCUCCCGCAACUCCCGGAUCCCGGCUGCCCACACCCGCACCGCCCGGGGCCGGGCUGUCCGCACCCUCCUUGCCCGGCUCUCCCGGAUCCCUGCUCCCGCACCUGGAUUACUCGCACCGCCCGGAUCCCGGCUGGAUUGCCCCAUCCCGGCUCUCCCGGCUCCGACUCUCCCGCACCCCACGGCCCUCACCCGGCACCUCCCGCCCGCACCCACCCGGCCCGGCUCCGGGCUGCCCGGGCCGCAGAUCCCGGGAAUAUUCCCGGCUGACCUGGAUCCCAGGGCUCGGUCCGACCCGCCCGCCCUUGCCGGGGCUGGCUGCUCCAGGAUCGGCCCCCCCCCCCCGCCCCCGGUCCUGUCCUGCCCGGCUCCCCCGGGGCUGGGCGCUCCAGGAUCCGUGAGGGGAUGGAUGGAUGGAUGGAUGGAUGGAUGGAUGGAUGGAUGGAUGAUGGAUGGACGGAGCUGAUCUGGCUCCUCUCCUCGCUGGGCCUGGAGCCCCCGUUGCCCCCCCCGGCCCCGUGUCCCCCCCGUGUCCCCAAGCACCGGCUCCCCGUGUUGGAGGUAAGAGGGCUCAGCCCCCCAAGCCAGGCUGGUGGGGCGGGGGGCGGCUCUGCGGGUCCCCCCAACUCUGGGGGGCGGCGGGGAGCGAUGUCCCGGCAGCAGCUUUUGGGUUUGUUUUCUUAUUUUUGUUUUCUUUUCCUUUUUAUUAUUUUUUUUUCUUUGUUUUCAGCAGAAGGGAAAUUCUUUACAGAAAUACAGGGAAAAAAAAAAAAAAGCACCCCAGUAUUUUGCUGAAUACUUUUUAUAAUGUGAGAUAUUUUUAUUUUAUUUUAUUUGGUCACUUUAAAACAACCACCCAACUAUGGAGGAGAAAAAUCAAUUAGUCCUCUAUUUUAUUAUUAUUUUUUUUUUUCUUUCUCCUUCUGGUAUGUGCAUGUCAUUGCAUGACUGCUCUGAUUUUUUUCUUCUUUUGUUUUAAUAAAACUGUGCUCAGACAUUUAAGCUAAACUAAGCAAAAAUAAUAAUGACUUAAAAAGAAAAAAAAAUCUUUGUUGCCAAAAGGUCGUGCUAUCCAGGUUUGAUGUCUGCAUGUGAAAAAAAAAACACAAAAAAACACAUUAAAAACGUACAAAAAAUAAAGAGAAGAGGAAGAAUGCAGUCUAAUUUAUGUGAACUGAAAGGAACAAAAAAAAAAAAAAAAAAAAAACCACAAUCAGGUUUAACCACACAAACCUAAGGGAAUGAUAUUUUUUGAAAGACUUUUGUAUAAAGUUGAGUACUUAGAGAAAAAAAAAAUCAUACCAGAUGUAAUAUAUUUUGUGGAUGUUUUUAUUUCUUGGAUUUAUAGUACCUUAUACUAAGGUUAAAAAAAAAAAUUAUGCUUGAUAUUGUGAAAAGGUGAUAAUUUUCACACACAUUUCAUUUGCUCAUUUGUCAUGUUGUAAUGCAAAUAUGAUAGUUAAUGCAUACAGCAUUUUUAAGGGAAAAAAUCAGAAAUAUUGAACUGAUGUAUUGUUGUACCAUUUGCACUGUGAGCAAAUGCUAAUGCAGUAAAUAUAUUGUGUUUGCUGACAAUCAAAAUCUGUAGUAAAUAUCUUUAUUUGCUUAAAUUGAUCUAUAUUGGUUUGGAAAGUAAAAAAACAAAGGUUUUAAUGUGUAAGGGGAGUGUAAAAAGGGUUGAAAUGUGCAGGGAAGUGGGUGCUGCGUCUCUUUACGGGCGACUUUGAAACCUGUCUGUACAGAAUUUUUUUUUUCCUAGUGCUGUAUUUCCUUAAAUAUUAUUUUUUUAUGUGAUCUUUUUAAAAAAAAAGUAACCCACUUUUUUCUUCUCAGUCCCCCUCCCUCUGCUUCAGUUCUAUCCACAGGACGGCACAGCAAGACCCCGCUGGGUGACCCCGAAGGCGACUGGCUCCGUCCUCGCGUCCCGGGAUGGGAGCACCCAACUGGGAUUGGGGAACCCAACUGGGAUGGGGGCACCCAACCGGGAUUGGGGAACCCAACCGGGAUUGGGGAACCCAACCAGGAUGGGGGCACCCACCCUCUCCCCAAAAAUCCGCCAUGUCCUUGCUUUGCCCUUGACCUCCCAUGCUGUUUUUCCCUGCUCGUGCCGCCGCCGCCUUGACCCCGUCACCAUUUUGCCGGCGGCUUCCGCGGCUGCCGGGAUAACUUUGGGCCACCAAAGAGGAUCGCGCCGCUUCAGCCGGUAAUGCUCCCGCGCCCUUCGCCCGCCAAAUCGCCCCGGGGGCAGCGCCCGCAGGGGAUUUUUUUUCCCAGCCUGGAUCGCUCGGGAUAAAAAUAAACGGCUGGGUUUCAGCGCUGGCGCUCGCACGGGCACGAGGAACGAGUGGGAGAAGGAGUUUGGAGGCGCUUGGAUGUUUGGAGUGGUGGCGUGUGGUGGUUGGAUCCUUCCCCAGGGAUGGGGAUGGAGGCUGGAAUCCCGGAGCUGGGAUUGUGCUGGAGGAUCCCAGACCGGGGCUCUGGGGGUCCCUCGGUGCGCGCGGGUCCAGCUCUGCUGGGGUGGAGCGUCCCACAAGUGUCCUCCUUCCUGUCCCAAGGUCUGGCUGGCAGUGCUGGUGGCUGGCGUUGGCACCGUGGUCUUUCCUGGUGUUCCCAGGGUAUGAAAGCGUUGGCAACGUUGUCAGAUUUCCUGCUUUUUGAUUUGGAUCCGCAGCCGGGCCUGGAAAAGCUGCUGCUCCAGCCAUUCCCGGGCAGCUCUACCCAUGGCAGGGGGUUUGUUGAGCUCUCUGGCUUGGAAAGGUUUUAAUCGUGGGGCAAAUCCAGGCUCUGAUGGUGACUCAGGGCACAGCUGGCCCAGACAGGGAUGGCAUCUAGUGGUGUUGAGGACUUGGCUGAGGCGCUGCACCAGGUCUCCGCGUGGAUUCCCGGUGGUUGAGUGUUUGGACGUGAGGCUGGACUGGGACGAGCUGGGAUUGUCCUUCCCUGUGUGCUCCGGAGGUCCUGCAGCCAUGAGGGGCUGCGGGACGCUUUGGGAGCCAUCGGUGCCCCUGUGUGUGCCCGUGUGUAGCUCAGGUGGGCAGGAACCAGAGCUGCCACGCACAGGGAGAGCCACCACGGCCCCUGGCAUCACCUGAGGGUGCUGUGCUGCUGCUGGUGGUGCUGGAGGUGCCCAUCUCCACCGGGGGCUUGUGCUGGAAAAUGCUGGAGAUGCUGGCACGGCAGAAGAGCUGCCCCAGUGAGGAGCCACCCAACGCUGCACCGACGCUUUGGGCUCCUUCUGCGGGCGAGGAGGAGGAGGGAAGGAGCCCACCAGGCCCUGGGGACCCUCUCUGCCAGCCAAGCCUGGGUGUCCCACUGGGCAGGACCGCCCUGGCGCGGAGCAGGAAGGUGAGGAGCACCCUUGGGUGGCAAAGCGCGGGGAGUGCGUGCAGCACCUUGCACGAAAAAUGUUGGUUGCUACGGAAACACGGCACUUUCCAUCCCCGUUCUGGGCUAUCUGUGUUCUGGGGAGGAGGGAAGGGCUUCCAGUCACGUACCAGCUCCACAGAACUUGCUGCCUUUGCCUCCUCAAUGGGAGCGGCGAGGUCCUGAGGAGGCCACCAACACCUCGCUCCUCCCUGCCGAGGGGCUUUGCAGGAUGUGGAUGGAUCCAAGAGCUCUCCACGGGAUGGGAUUUGCUGCUCAGGAGGAGCACCAAGAGCUGAGACCCCGUCCCUGGGGUCGGGAGCGACGAGGACCCGCAGCCAGAAGCUCCUGGUUUGCAGCUGGAGUACAGAUGUUGGUGGGAUCCUUCCCUGAUCUUCUCACCUCUGGCUCAGCUUCUGCCACUGCCUGGCAGGAGACAUCAUCCACAGAAGGCCUGGAUGGUUCUGGAUCAUCUGACCUCAUCUCCCACCCCGUGGGACCGUGUGGAUCCAUCCCCAUCCCUUCUGGGGGAAGGGGCCAGACUCAUCCCCCUGGGACAGGGGGACAAACAGCAGAGCCUCCAUAGAAGAUGCUCCCUGAGUCCCGUGGCCAUCAGGAUGACAGAUCCAGGCUCGUGCCAGCCCUGUCUCGUCCCACCCCCUGCGCCCCGAGGUGACAGUGGGGGGCAUCACGGUGGGGACAGGCCCAGGAGCAGCAGCCUGGCCCAGCUGGCAGCAAAACCUUCCUGGCCCCAGCCUUCCUCUUCCUCCUCACCCUGCCCACACCUGGACGGGGAUGUGGGGGACCCUCCUGGCUGCCUCCCCUCGGGCUUUGCUCUGACACCCACCAGCACCCCAAAACUGAUCCCUUCCCCUCAGGCCACCUCACAUCCUCCC